AUGUCGAGUGACGAAGAGGAAAUGCGCGCUAUACGCGCGGCCCGGCACUUCAAGACGCGGGCACAGAGGCGAGAGGAAGACGCCGCGCAGGCCCGAGCGGCUUGUCGACGGAAAGAGGGAAAAGGAGAGUCGGGCACCGCCGAACGAAGCGAGGAAGAUGGACAGGACCGAGAGAGCGAUUACGACUCCUUUGGUCCCUGUCUUCGAAGAAAAGACAGUGUGUAUUCUUCUUCCCUUGGAGGAAAGGCAGCGGGUCGCGUUGUUGCUAACGCCAGCGACGAGGAAUCGGACGACGACUGGGGCCCCAAGCCGGUUCGUGCAUCCAAUCCUUCCUCGCCUUCCAGGGCGGAACGGCAGAUACUCGGUCGUCAGACGUCGUUGUCAGGCGAGGAAGAAGAGUCGGACGACGACCUGACUUUUGGUCCUCAACCUCUUUCUUGUUCGUCUUCGUCCUUUUCUUCCCGCACGGCCUCUGCCCGAGGCAAGAAGAGCGGUCUUGCCUCCAAGGCAUCUUCUUCGGAAGAAGAAGCACGGUCGUGUUCCGAGACUUCCGAGCCUGCAGGCGUCUCUUCCUCUCGGCCCCUUGCCGUCUCUUUCGAUGAUGAAGACUUUCUUCUCGGCCUAGCGCCGGAGCUGCCUUCCUCGGCCUCCCUUCCUAGUGCGAGAGACAAAGGGGAGCACAACGCGGCAGAAGACCCGGAGUUCCGAGUGCGUAGGGGUACCGAUCGGAACAACAGAAGAAAGGGAAGAGACACAAAAGAGGAAGAGGAAGACGAAGAGGAGGAGGAAGACGAAGAGGGAGAGGAGGACGAGGAAGAGGAGGCGGCGCAACUAAGAAGCGCGAUAGGCCUGCCUGCUGCCUUUGGUUUAGCAGGAGCGAAGAAACCCGAGUGCAAAAACAGUAUCGUUAAGUCAAGGGCUGCAAAAUCGAAAGCGGCGGCAGUCGGUUCGUCAUCUCUCUCCGCAGAGGAGACGCAACGCAUGAAGAGAAGAGAAGAGGUCGACGGCGAGAAGAAUGAAGGCACACGCGGACCCCACAGUCGCGACUUUGAUGCAGACGCGAGAGACCAAGCGGACGACACGGGCGAAUCUGAAGAAGAGGAAAAGUGGCGAACUCUCGGCCUGCCGGUCUCGCUGGAGGUUUAUGUCCCAGCACACCAGCCGUCGCUGGCGAGCGCUCUCGCUCUGAACCCAAAGGCAAACCGAAUGGCAACGGGAGGAAGCGACGGAGUCGUGCGAUUCUGGGAUUUUCAAGGCAUGACGAGCCGGAUGCGAAGCUACCGGCAGGUAACCCCGGUGGAGAAGCAUACAGUCGAGGCGUUGGCCUUCAGCACUCGGAACGAUUUUCUUCUGGUUGCAAGCGGCGAUUCUCAGUGUCGCGUCUACGACUCUCAGGAUCCCUCCCAGCCAGUCGUGACCACAACAAAGGGCGACAUGUACAUUCGAGAUGUUUCGCACACAAAGGGUCACACGCACAAAGUUCUGGACUGUCACUUCCACCCUCUGGACAAAAACCAGUUUCUGUCUUGCGGACUGGACGCCAGCGUGAGGCUCUGGGACUUGAAUGCGCCGCUGUACGGCAUGCUGCAAACGCUUCCUCACAUGGCCUGUCUGAAAGCAGUGGACCGACGGGGCCUGAACAGCAGUGCGACGCACUGCACGAGCUGUAUGUACACCCCCACGGCGGCGAAGGCAGUGGUUGUGGGCUGUGCCGACGGAUCCCUCCAGAUGUGGGGCAAUGUGGGCAGCAAGAAGACUUUUGGACGUCCCGAUGCGAUUGUCCGAGACUUCCAACUUUCGUCCACUGGAGCCUCUUCGGCAGGCUCAGGGAUCAGGCACAACUCGAAAGGGGUCACCGGGCUGAGGACUUGGCGCGGCGGGGACGGCGGGUUCGAAACGGCCAUCUUGUCUUUGAGAGGGUUCCGGGACGACUACCGCUUCGUUUCUCGAGGUGGAGAUGGAGUUCUAGCUCUGUGGGACCUGAGAAAGUUCAAAGCGCCUGUAAAGCGGGUCGAGGGUUUGCCGACAGAGAGUCACCGAGCCGGGGUCUGUCUGUCCCCGGAUGAAAAGUACGUCUGUACAACUAGCCAAGUUGGAGGCAAGUCGAAACCUGCGAAGCCGCGCGAUCCCUCUUUGGCCGGGCGCGCGUCCCCCGACGAAGCUGGAGGAUCACUGGAGAUCUUCAACGCGGACGACCUUUCUCGAGUCGCCUCGUUUCCUCUCGCCGUCGGUCGCGCACCGCUUCGCGUCGAGUGGCCGCAGGAGACGAACCAGAUCUUGUGCUCCUGCUCCGACGGCUGUGUGUCGAUCUUUUUCGACCGGACACUCUCGCAGAAGGGUGCGCUUCUCUUUGUGGAUACGCCGCAAGGUCGGCGGCGACGCGAGGAAGAGGAGACGGGCGACAGUCUUGUCUUUGCAAAAGAGUACAUUUUUGUCCCGGGCCAGCUUCCCGAAGGAUACAAAGAGACCUUUGACGGGAAAAUUAUCAAGGUCGUUCCUCGAGGGAAGGAGCGCCUUCGCCGGUUUCUGGAGACGCAGAAAACAUCUGUGCCUCCUCGACCUGCCAAGGAGGGGUAUGGCGGCGCCAACGUGGGGGGAGGAAAUCGAAGCCAGCAUUUGCUGAAGAAGUUGGGGCUGUUGGAUCCCGAGAAACUCCGACAGGAAGAGGAACAGGAUCCCGUGGAGGCUCUCAGGGCGUACGCGGCGAAAACUGCAAAGGCAGGCGUGGACAGCCAGUUCAUCAGCAGGGCGUACGCGACGACGCAGCCGAAACCUGUGCUCAACGUAGACGUGGAAGAAGAGGACGAAGAUGAGUUUCUGAAGCAACGGGAACGGUGUCCACGGUGUGCGUUGCGCAUGUGCCAGUGUGGCUACAUGGAGGAAAUGGAGAAACUUGGCGGAGGCAGGGAUGGCGGCGACGCCUCUGACAGCAGGGACAGGAAGAAACAAAAGACGGGGGCGUGA
This is a messenger RNA of Neospora caninum, 2964 nucleotides long. RefSeq names its product putative WD domain, G-beta repeat-containing protein. Bases 1 to 2964 code for a protein of 987 amino acids. NCBI's taxonomy places the organism in Eukaryota, Apicomplexa, Conoidasida, Eucoccidiorida, Sarcocystidae. Gene Ontology annotation, molecular function: protein binding. Gene Ontology annotation, cellular component: site of double-strand break; nucleus. Gene Ontology annotation, biological process: regulation of DNA double-strand break processing. The transcript is spliced from 2 exons. The record is from RefSeq and is a predicted model, not a curated record.